CCCACCGCGGCGGUGACAGCAAUCGGAGAGUUUCCGUGCCGGGCCAGGGUAUUUCAGGAGUGCUGGGCAGCGCAGAGAGGGGAGGGCUGCUUCUCCGUGUGGGCACGAGGCUGGCAAGCUCCUCCGCAUGCCACAAAGGCUCCCCUGACUUGGGACCAAUUUCCUUGGCUCUCACUGUUUUCUGCCGAGACUUGUAGCGCGGAGCACUCUGUCGGCUGCGAUUGGCUCGCCUCUGUUUGAGAGUACGGUUUUUUUUAAUCGCGUGUAGAUUUUUUUUCUUCUUUUUCCGUGGGAGGGGGGGGGGAGUAGAGGCCGGGAGAGAGAAGUAAAUGGAAUUACGUUUUCGCAGCUAAUCUGUGGCUGAAUGUAGACGAAACAGUAAAUGUUUGCUUAAUCAAGCCGGUAUUCUGUGAACGCGUUCCGGUUUUUUGUUGUUAUCGACUGUUGCGUGCCGAGACGGGGCAAGCAUUCCAGGGGAUUGACAAUUCUUCGCAGUGUGGUUGCACCUUGGUGCGAGGAAGACGUUCCGUUAUUCUCCGUGGUGCCAGAGAGGGCCUCAAGAAAACAAAGUCUGCGCCUGGGCUUCAAUUAAUUUUUUCUGCUUUUUCCAGUGCCGCUCAGAUCGUUCGAGGUUGCAGUCAGCAUUCGCCUGCCUGACAUUGCGUAAUGUGUGAUAACACAUCUGCGUUUUAGCGUUGCGGUUAGGACAUUUCAGUGAACAUUCUGUUCCACAAGGACUUAGAAAGGGAAAUGCGUACCCAACAGUCUCUUUUUCUGGUGCCAAAGUUUAAUUAAGAUAGAGCUGUGCCCGAACAACGACAUAAACGCAAACAAACGGUCAACCCCAAUUACCUUGUUGGAAGCUGGCGAUAGGGUAAUACAAUGCAGACUUGUCAACGCUUUAUGAAGGACCACGGUCAGGAAAAAUACUCCUGCUGUUGUAAAUCUUUAUCUUACAUAGUUUGCAUUUACGCGGAAUUUAACUUUUUGAACAACUAGGGCGAAACAAGCUCUUUACGCUUUUUUAUAUUUGUGCAGUGCCAGUGAUGAACAAAAGCCAAUAAUCUAAAAAAGUAAACACCUUUUCCCGAAGUGCUGCCAUUAGCUGAGCGGACCUGAAGCAGCCAGAUUUGUAGGACGAGCGAAAAGAGAGACACGGACGCAGACAGCGGAGCCACCGGAGCAGCGUUCGCUGCCCAACGCUGGGCAUCCAGAGGGCCUCCUCGUCCGCCGGGAGGGCACGACGAGGACACAUGGCCGUGCCGGACGGGGGGCGGCUGUCCAGCUGCUGCCUGCUGCUGCUGUUGGGGAUGAGCGCGUGCCGAGCGCGGGCCCAGGGUGGCGCGGGGGCCUCCUCGGCACGCGGCGGUGCCGGCGCCGGCCGCUCCGUCGGCUCGGCCUCCUCCCCGUCGGGAGGCGUGGACGCCUCGGGCCGGCGCUACCACCGGCUUCAGCACGGCGCGUGCACCUACACCUUCCUGCUGCCCGAGCUAGGGGCGGCGGCGGACGGCUCCGGCUGCAGGGCGGCCCCGGUGGCGGGGGGCGGCCCCCCCUUCCCGUCGCCGCCGCACAGCGGCAACGCCCUGCAGCGCGACGCGCCCCCGCCCCCCGCCGCCGAGCCCGACUGGGCGCUGCAGCGCCUGCAGCAGCUGGAGGUGGCGAUGGAGAACAACACGCACUGGCUGCGCAAGCUGGAGGACUCGGUGAGGGUGGAGAGGGCGCCGUCGCAGCAGCAACAACAGCAGCAGCAGCAACAGCAGCGGCAACAACAGCAGCAGCAACAGCAGCAGCAACAGCAGCAGCAGGAGCACGCGGCCGCCGCCAUGCUGGAGAUGGGCACCAGCCUGCUGAGCCAGACGGCCGAGCAGACGCGCAAGCUCACCCACAUGGAGACACAGGUGCUGAACCAGACGUCGCGGCUGGAGAUCCAGCUGCUGGAGAACUCGCUGUCCACCCACAAGCUGGAGAAGCAGCUGCUGCUGCAGACCCAGGACAUCGGACGCCUCGCGCAGAAGAACAAGGAGCUGGAGGUGCGGCUGUGGGAGCUGGGUGAUAAGCACCACGCGGAGCUGCGCGCUCUGCGGGAGGAGAAGGCCGAGCUGGAGCGACUGGUGGGGAGGCAGAGCCAGGCGGUGGGCGCGCUCGAGCGCCAGCUCGGAGCCGCCACCGCCAACAACUCGAGGCUGCAGCGGCAGCAGCAGGAGCUGACGGAGAGCGUGCGCACCCUGCUCGCCCUGCUGCCGCAGUACGCGCAGGCCACAGAGAGCAGCCACGGAGGGUCAACGGGCGGGGAGGAUGAGGAGGAGGAGUACGAGGGGGAGGAAGAGGCAGAGGAUGGGAAGAAGCCCCCGUUCAGAGAUUGCGCUCACGCUCGUCAAGCCGGAGUCACCAAGAGCGGCGUCUACGCCGUGCGGGCGUUCAACUCGAGCCAGCCCGUCAAGGUGUGGUGCGACAUGGAGACGAACGGGGGCGGCUGGACCGUGAUCCAGCGGCGGGACGACGGCGGCCUGGAUUUCCACCGCACCUGGGCGGAGUACAAGCUGGGUUUUGGGGAGCCGGCGGGAGAGCACUGGCUGGGGAACGAGCAGGUACACCAGCUGAGCAGCCAGCAGCCGCACGUGCUGCGCGUGGAGCUGGGCGACUGGGAGGGCCACCACGCCUUCUCCCUCUACGAGCGCUUCUCCGUCGCCUCCGAGAAGCAGCACUACCGGCUGUUGCUGAAGGGCUUUGGCGGCACAGCCGGGCGCUUCAGCAGCCUGAGCCAGAGCGGCGUCAGCUUCAGCACCAAGGAUGCCGACAACGACAACUGCGGCUGCCGCUGCUCACAGAUGGCGACCGGAGGCUGGUGGUUCGACGCGUGUGGAGCGUCCAAUCUCAACGGGCGCCACUACUCGGGGGGCCAGCACACGGGCAAAUUCAACGGCGUCAAGUGGCACUACUGGAAGGGCUCCAGCUACUCCCUGCGCACCACCACCAUGAAGAUCCGCCCCGCCGACUUCCACUCCUGACGCGACUAAACGUCGACUUGUCGCGCGACUCGCUACUCGCUACUCGCUGCUGCAGCUGCAGCUACCGCUGCUGCUGGUUAACGGUGGCGACGCUUGCUCUGGUGGUAGACGUAUGGGUAGAGAAAGUAGGGUCAGAUGAUUUAAGUUAUCUUCAUGAGCGGAGCAUCGGAGCAGAGAUUUCACCGCUGCUCCUCAAACCCCCCCACCCCCCACAUACCGUGCACCGCGCCCCCUCCCCCGCACUCGGAGGCUUAAUUUGCCACCUGGCCUGGUCUUUAUCCCAGGAUCGUCCUCUGUUUGAGUGAGAUAGCGGCCCUGGGACAUCUGUAAGUAAGCUGCGCAACAAUGCCCUACUCUCAACACGGUGCAUUACAAUGCAGUUUCGCCCCCUCCUCCAAUGCUGUGAAAGACAUUCUUCAGUCCAUGACUUGUCCUCAUUUUUUGUGGUUCAGAGGUGGCAACCCUGAUAGAGACACACACACACACUGCCCAACCGUCACCGCACUCCAGUAAAAGUAGAACUGCAUUGUUUAUAGUGUUAAUAUUAAAGCUAUGAUAUUAAUAUAUUUUAUCAUGGAUACCCCUGGAGUUUUGGAGCCCGAGACAAAUAUCCCCGUUUGUUACCUCCCCUCGAAUCUGGCCCCGGUAAGUUGGCUUGAGCAUCCAAAUAACCGCUCAGUUAUUGAUGGCGUUCGGCCGUGGUGACUGAUCACAACCAGCUCGUACGGGGUUGCCAGGGCGGGCGGUGGGGUGGGGGGGGUGAGGGUUUGGACGACUGCGACUUGUGGUGACGAUCUCUGUUUUGUUUUUGCAACAAUUAUUUAGCUUAUGACACCCCCCCCCCCCGCUCCUGUCCGUCUUUACAUCCGCCACCGAGACUUCCUGCGUUUAUUAAAAGCUGCAGAUGUUCAGAUGCUAGGUUUUUAUUGCGCACACGAGCUUGGCAGUAAAAACCCGCUCUGGGGUUGUGUGUGUGUGGUUUCUUUUUUGUGUUUCCCCGCCGCGGUUACGUUCACGCGCUCGAGCGUGCCUUAAGCGCGUGCGCUUGGGCCACAUGGCACGAUAUUCGAUCCGGCGGUAGUUUUUAAAGUGGGCUCAAAGCAGUUGUACGGCCACUUCCAUCCGAUUUGUUUUCGCGUUAUUUCAUCGACUCAUUUCUUUUUUUAUGCUGACAAUUUCACGUGCGUUUCCAAAGCUACGCAGCAUCCAAUUCGUUGUCAUGAAAAUACCAGGGCAAUAAUAUUAACAAUAAUAAUGCGAAGUUCAACGUGCAAGUUAUUCAUUAACACAUAUAUACAUACACGUUAUUUGUUAACAUUUAUCAAUGCAACUUUGUUUCAGUCAGGUGACAUUCUUGACAGUUUUCUGAAAGGCAAACAGUUUUUAACUGACAGAUAAAUUAUUUAUUAGCGAGUUAUUUGGUGAUGCUGCUGCUGCAUAGGCAGUUAUACACAAGCACAAAUAACAAAAAAAUCACUCAACACAUUCGUCAAUAACACUGUGGCCUUAAAAUAAUUAAAAUAUAUAUAAGAGGCGACGUUUUGAGCAAUGGCCCUUCUCUUAAUAAUAAAUAUUUGUUUUAUUUUAAAGGCAGUGUUAUAUUGACAAAUGUGUUGAGUUUUUUUAUGAAUGAUUAAGGUUUGAUUACAGAUGUUAGGGGUGUAACAAUGCAUCCGUUUAUCAAUUGAAUAUUCCCACGAUGCACCCAUUGAUGGUUUUAACGAAUUAAAAGCGCAUGUUGGUGGAAUGCUAAAGGUGCCGAUAGGGCUAAUGGCACGGGCACAAAUGUAAACAUAAGGUGGAAAAAAAAUAAAAGCACAGUAGAAAUAAGAUGUUGAAAAUGGCGACACGGAAGAAUUAAUCCUUGAAUGGGAUCACAGCCCCGAAUGUUGACAAUUCAUUAUAUUUGACAGGGGAUGUGAUUAUUUUCUCCAAACAAAUUUCAGCCCAGAUGCUUCAUCAUGACAAUGCCUGCUUUUAUUGCUGGACGGCUGAUUUUCUAAAGCCGCUCUCACCACAAGUGCAGAAGCACUUUGUUUUUUUUUAAGUCUCGGAAAGAUUACAGACGUUAUAUAUGUGCGUAAUACCGGUAUAUUGGUAUCAUGAAAAAAACACUUCACAGCGUGUGGUAACUACAUUUUAACAUCAUCUUGACAUAUAUAUGAGCCCUUUGUAUAUAAUAGUUAUAUAUUAACAUUUUCUUUUAUACCGUUUUAUAUUUUAAAGGACGAAUGUGCGUAUUCUGAUACACAAUAAAUAUGAACUGGAAAACACGUUGUGUUCUA
Messenger RNA from Petromyzon marinus (sea lamprey), 5293 nucleotides. Its product is annotated as angiopoietin-2-like. NCBI's taxonomy places the organism in Eukaryota, Metazoa, Chordata, Hyperoartia, Petromyzontiformes, Petromyzontidae. Gene Ontology annotation, biological process: blood coagulation. The record is from RefSeq and is a predicted model, not a curated record.